UGGGUCAAUCAAUAUAUGGACCUUUUCCCAUAUGAGCAAACUCUCCCUACUAAGGGUGGUGCGCGUGUGGAAAAUCGUUUCAGUGCGCGGAAAAUUCGUGCGGUGACCACCCCAAAGAUGUCGUCCGAACAUUUAAAAGUUGUACAAGUCCCAGAAAAUCGCUUUGACGAUGCAAUCUAUCACUUGAAAUGGAAUUUCUUUUCCGACGAACCGUUGAAUCACGCGGUAGGACUCUGCGAGAAAGGAGAGAGUCAGUUCGAGCUGGAGAGACACUGCUUGCUCACAUUAAAGCAAGGAUACUCGAGGAUGCUGGUAGAUCAGAAUGGGACGAUAGCAGGAAUGGCUCUGAAUGGUAUCCUAAAAAAGGGAGAACGCGAAGAGGCCGAACGUCGUCUUGCCGAACUGAACGAUGAAAAAUUCAAAAUAAUUUUUGGACUUCUCUACAAAGUUAACGAAAAAGUCGAUCUCUUUUCCAAAUAUAAUGUCGAUGAAUUGUUCGAGUGUCGAAUCCUUAGCGUGGACGAGAAUUUUCGUGGAAGGGGUUUAGCGAACAUUUUGAUGGCAGAUAGUAUAGAAACAGCAAGAAAUGCUGGUUUCAAGGUGUUCAAAGCGGACGCAACUGGAAUGUUUUCACAAAAAGUAUGCUUAAAACACGGUUUUCAGGUAGAGGCGGAGAUUCCGUAUACGGAUUGCGAUGAAUCGAUCAGACCGGCUCCUCCUCAUCAAGCUUUAAAGCUGAUGGUAAAACUAUUAAACUAGAAAGGAACGAAAAUGAAACUGAACAUUGUUCAAGAAAUUUUCGAUAAACAGAAAUAUGUUGCAAAAGAGCAGUAGAGUAAAACUAUGUGUAUCGUUGUGCGACAAUAACAGCUCUCUAAUGUAUGUUUGUCUCAAAGACGUAUUUACAGAGUAAUUAUAUUCAACAAAAAAGGGCGGGUCGCGUGUUUCUCGUAGAACAUAUUCAAAAUUCGAAACAUCGGUUACUGCCCCUUGUCUGUGUUUCGAACGAUGUGUUAUUAUUAAACAUAAGAAAAAAAUAAAAAAUUCUAGUUGACAAAUGCUAGAAUGAAGAUCAUUUAAAAUUUUGUUGUUUGCAUUCUGUCAAUUCAGAACGAACUUAUGAGGUUAGCUGCUUUGGUAUACAUAGUAAAGAAUGAAUGUUAUACGAAAUAAUAUUUACGUCUUUGUAUAUGACGAAACAGCAUACCAGCAUACAUAGCAAUCUAUUGGGAGACGAAAAUUAUGUGUCAAAUGUUGUAGUUUGACGUUUGUUAACUUUUCUGUACAUUCUACAGUGUCCUGAUGGUAAUAUGAAAGUAUAUUGUAUACGUAUAAGUAGGUACACAAUCCUUGAUGUUUCCGACUAUGUACGGAUUUUUUUACAGCCAUCACAAAAACACAGAACACGGAUUAUUGCAAAAUCCGUAUGUAACGAUGUAUCGAAAAGAGUGAUUUGUAUAGCUCAUGGUUUCAGGAAUUACUGGAUAAUGGGUCCACACGAGUAUAAACUAAAAGUUACAAGAAAUAUUUUUGUUGAUAUCACGUGUUACGAAAAUAUAUUACAAGUUAUUUUGUAAGAAUAUCCGUCAAAUAAAUAUUACAGUUUAUAAU
Hylaeus anthracinus is the source of this 1611-nucleotide messenger RNA. RefSeq names its product arylalkylamine N-acetyltransferase 1-like. The record is from RefSeq and is a predicted model, not a curated record. The transcript has 3 exons. Bases 16 to 759 code for a protein of 247 amino acids. Gene Ontology annotation, molecular function: N-acetyltransferase activity. Lineage: Eukaryota; Metazoa; Arthropoda; Insecta; Hymenoptera; Colletidae.